This is a messenger RNA of Epinephelus fuscoguttatus (brown-marbled grouper), 2343 nucleotides long. RefSeq names its product snail family zinc finger 1a (gene snai1a). The record is from RefSeq and is a predicted model, not a curated record. Lineage: Eukaryota; Metazoa; Chordata; Actinopteri; Perciformes; Serranidae. Gene Ontology annotation, molecular function: DNA-binding transcription factor activity, RNA polymerase II-specific; RNA polymerase II cis-regulatory region sequence-specific DNA binding. The transcript has 3 exons. Gene Ontology annotation, biological process: regulation of DNA-templated transcription. Bases 211 to 990 code for a protein of 259 amino acids.
AGGCAAGUAUUUAGUCAUUCUGCAUGAAAGCUGCACACACACUUGUCUGCUCAAGUCCACUGUAACUUGUGGACCAAUAGGGAGGUAUUUCUCUGUUUCCUGCGGAUCCGAGGACCACGAUUUGAUUUACUCUUUUUCCAUUCUUAUGUAAACUGUGCGUCGUGACCACAGGAUACUUUUACGCACAGUUAUUCAACGCUCACAAGGACAAUGCCUCGAUCCUUCUUGGUCAAAAAGUACUUCGCGAAACAAAAGCCAAACUACAGUGAACUGGAAUGUCAAAAUGACACUUCACUGGAGAGGUUUCCUCUUGCUGAGCUCUCAUCAGGGGACAACACCUCCACUGCCACCUGCUUCACAACAGGCCUAGUGUGGGACCUGAGUGUCCUGCCUGCCCUCUACCUGCCCACCUCUCAAACAGAGCCCUCUGCCACCCCGGGUCCCCUGGACCUCAGCUCUCCAUCCAGCCUCAGCAGCAGUGCCAGCAGUUGUGGAGAGGAGGAUGAAGGCCGCACCUCAGACCCCCCCAGCCCGGAACCUGUACACACGUAUGCCCCUCGCCAGCGGAUGAAAUGCACCGGCGUUAUGCCCCAUCUCAGUCCCCCUGAGGAGGAGGAGGAGAGGGAGGCCCCUGUCACAGCAGCCAGACCAGCGUUUCUUUGCAAACACUGCCCCAAAGAGUACACAAGCCUCGGGGCUCUGAAGAUGCACAUCCGCUCACACACCCUGCCCUGUGUGUGCACCACCUGUGGAAAGGCUUUCUCCAGGCCGUGGCUGCUGCGUGGCCAUAUUCGCACACACACAGGUGAGCGCCCAUUCUCCUGCCCCCACUGCAACAGGGCCUUCGCUGACCGCUCCAACCUGCGGGCUCAUCUGCAGACCCACGCUGAGGUGAAGAAGUACCAGUGUGGCGUCUGCUCUCGCACCUUCAGCCGCAUGUCGCUGCUGCAGAAACACAGCUCCUCCGGUUGCUGUUCCUCCACGGUGUGAGACACCUCAGAGAGAGAGACAGUGGGUACCCAGUCCGAGCUCAGGGCAGCAGAGGGGCUACACGCCCUGGAGAGGGGGUCUACACAAGCCCAGCUGGCCUGUUGAUGACCUGUAAGGCCACAAAGAGCAUGAAAUGGCCUACUUUAAGAGACCUGGAGGGAAUCAAGCCUCAUUAUGGAUCUGACUUUACAAGCCGUUUAGCUUCUCUGCUCUGUGAAAAAAAAAAAAAAAAAACAUCUGAGAAGCAGAUUUUUUUUCUCCCAAUCUAGAUUGAGGCUGGACCAAAUCUGAACUGAGCAGCACCGACACUCACUCGAUAUCAGCCCCUUUGUUGCUAUUGUGCCCAUCCCAAAGACCAAAUAUGUAGUGAACUCAUUGGGGUAAGAGGUGUUCUUUCCUGUCUCUGUCCUGGUGCCGGCCAGCUCAGGAUCAUAGCCUACACACAGCUGCCGAGAGGUAGGGGUGCGUGGGUGGAAUAAAUCUCUCAGCGUGCCUCACAACACACACACACACACACACACAUACAUACACACACACACACACACACACACACACACACAGUCACACACACACAAAAGCAAAUGCACACACAGCUGUCCCUGGUACUGUGGUGUAGAUAGACGAGGUGCUAACAGGUGCUACAGCCAUGACCUUCGCUGGCUGAUAGCAGGUGACUUCCACUGCCCUUGGUUUGCUUAAGAAAAAAGAGGAAGCAUGUCAUUACAAAAGAAUGGCAUCAGUUAGUCUUUUUUCACCAGUGAGGAUCAGUUUAAGCCUCUAUUUUGUCUACAUCCAAACCUUCCCUUUAAUCUGAUGAUUGUCAAAGAUAGGAAAAGCCAUGCUGUCUGUUAUUUUCCAAAGAAGCUUCACUUUGCAGGGCCACUGCAGCGUGGAUGGACAAUGCAAGCCAUGCACUCAAGGUUACCACAGUGUUAAUAAUACCAGCCAAAGCCAUAUUUUGUAACUUAAAUGAAUUUGUGCCUUGAAAUUGUUCAACUUUAUAAGCCAAAAAUGUGCCUUUUUUACCUCAGUUAGUAUUGUGGAUUUAAAUUUGAUUGCAGUAUUAGUAGAAAUUAGCACCAAAGUGUUUGAAAUGCAAGAAGGCUGGGACCAAAGAUUUUUAAGGUUUACACCAUGGAGACAUGGUUGACUAAUAUGUGAUCAGAACCCUGUAAAUGGACAGUACACAGAUGAACUUUCUAACUUUCCUAAUUAUUUUAUGGCAGUGUUUUAUAGUGCAAUGUGCAGAUGAUGUUAUUUCAAUUUUGUACCAUGCUUGUGUGUUCACUUGUAUUUCUUGUAUGUUGUAACGGAAACAUUUUCAUUCAAUAAAGUAAUUUAUGUUUAUUAAAA